Molecule: messenger RNA, 1322 nt
Organism: Daucus carota subsp. sativus
Lineage: Eukaryota; Viridiplantae; Streptophyta; Magnoliopsida; Apiales; Apiaceae
Product: cytosolic sulfotransferase 13
Exons: 1
Coding region: 157-1095 (312 amino acids)
Biological process (GO): sulfation
Cellular component (GO): cytoplasm
Molecular function (GO): sulfotransferase activity
Source: RefSeq, a predicted model, not a curated record
CAUCUGAUCCCAUGUUAAAAAAAGGAUAGAUGGAUCUGGUGGGAAAAUUAUGUUAAAUUCAUUUAAGUUUUGUAGUAGCAACUAGCAACUUAUUGGAAAUCAUUGAGCUAGAAACAAAGCAAUUCAACAUUUGACCUUUUUCCUACAACCACUUAGAUGAUGGCAAACUCUUCUGCUGAAGAACUGCUUUCUUCCUUGCCUAGAGAAGAAGGUAUCACUUCAGCCUACAGCUAUCAAUAUCAAGGGUUCUGGUACGCUCCAAGAAGCUUACCAGGUUUGAUUGAUUGUCAGAAUCAAUUCCAAGCAAGAGAAAAUGAUAUUUUUCUUGUAACUGCUCCAAAAUCCGGCACCACCUGGUUAAAAGCAGUCCUCUAUGCUUUAAUGAACCGCGAAGCCUGUCAUCCUCAGGAUCCUGCUCAUCCUUUGCUUAAACAAAAUCCCCACCAGCUUGUUCCUUUUCUUGAAAUUCUUAAGCCUACAGAGUAUGACUCGGUUUCCAACUCCUCGGACAAAAGCAGCAGUAGGAUAUUUGGAUCUCAUAUUCCAACAGCUAGCCUCCCAAAAUCCAUAAUAAAGGAGAGCAAAAUUGUAUACUUGUGCAGGGACAUUAAGGAUACUUUUGUUUCACUCUUUCACUUUACCAGUCAUCGUUCUUCCCCCAUUUCUCUGGAAAAUGCCUUCAAUCUAUUCUGCAGAGGAGUGAGUAUAAGUGGACCUAUUUGGGAUCAUAUCUUGGGAUAUUGGAAGGAAAGCGUAGAAAGACCAGACAAGGUGCUGUUUAUGAGGUAUGAAGAGAUGACAGAUGAGCCUCAUGCUCAGUUAAGGCGUCUCGCUCAUUUUAUUGGAAAACCCUUCUCCCAAGAGGAAGAGAAUUCAGGGUUGCUUGAUCAAAUCAUCAAGUUGUGUAGUUUUGAUGGUUUGAGCAAACUAGAGGUUAAUAAGACCGGUAACUGGAUAAGUAAUGUAAGAAAUGAUUCAUUUUUCCGGAGUGGUGUCGUUGGUGAUUGGAAAAAUUAUUUGACAGCGGAGAUGGCUUCUAAGCUGGAUCAGAUCACCGAAGAAAAGUUUCAUGGUUCUGGAUUAUAUAUGACAUGAUGCUGCUAAAUCUGUAUAUUGAUUUUAAGUAGCGGUGUUUGCAUCAUAUUUGUAGCUGAACUACUCUGCUUGUUUCUGCUUUUAGUCUGUUCUAUCUAAAUGUGGUUUAAUAAGAGAAUUAUGAGUCAAGAUUUUUCAGUAUCUCCUACAGAUCAAUGAUCAUAAUAUUUGUACUACAAAUGAAUUUGCAUUAAUUAAAAUUCGAUAUCUCCUGCUAAUAUACAUCA